This is a messenger RNA of Centropristis striata (black sea bass), 3663 nucleotides long. RefSeq names its product elastin microfibril interfacer 2a (gene emilin2a). Gene Ontology annotation, molecular function: protein binding. Bases 47 to 3286 code for a protein of 1079 amino acids. The transcript is spliced from 9 exons. The record is from RefSeq and is a predicted model, not a curated record. NCBI's taxonomy places the organism in Eukaryota, Metazoa, Chordata, Actinopteri, Perciformes, Serranidae.
UUUGGGAACGUCGUGCAUGAUAAUAACAGAGUAGCUCACUUUUUCUAUGUUCGGAAUAUUUAUUUUGAGGUGUUUGUUAAGUAUGAGUUACAGGAGUGGAGAGAUGGACUGGCGGUGGAUAGUUUUCACACUGUUUUUGAACUUUCACUUCACUUACGGGUCUCCCUCCUCCUAUGACUUGUUCCAAGGGUCUGCAUACACUGGAGUGGUACACAGACACAGAAACAGGAACUGGUGUGCCUAUGUGGUGCGCAAGAACGUGAGCUGCGCUGUGCAGGGGAGUGUGGAGAGCUUCCAGGAGCCCGUAGUGGCCCCCUGCCCAGCCUACCAGCCGGACUGCCAGCAACAAGUGACAUACCAAAAUCGGUUUCGACCUACGUACAAGAUUGCUUUCAAGACAGUCACAGAGUUAGAGUGGAGAUGCUGUCCUGGUUACCAAGGCCUGGACUGUAGGGAUUUAAAACCACCCCCAGACCGACAAACAGUCCAGGGAACGCAGCCUUACCUCCCACCAAAUCCUGGAUAUACAACCAGACACACACAGAGGCCAGAGCGGAGAGAGACAGGGCACCAUGAGACAAGGCAUGGUGGGACAGAUAAGGUGCGUCUUCUCGAAGGUGAGGUUCAGCGCCUGUCUCAGACAGUCCUGGAUCUCCAGUCUGCUUUGACAGGAUUAACCGACAACAUCCACGCAGGCCUGCAGGAAGACACAAAGAAGAUACUUGUGACGCUUCUCAACAACACACUUCCACCAGACAGUGCUACGGCUGCAGGCACAGAGGACAGCCCGGCAGUGCUGGAUGGUCACCAAGCUACUAGAGGGGGGAUUGCCGGAGACAAGGCUCUAGAAAAAAUAGUGUCCCGUUUGGAUGAUAUCAACGUUGAACUGAAAAGCAAGGAUGAAGCUUUGGAAGACCUGAGAGGAGCCAUGUCAAGUCACGAUGGGCAAAUCCGCGUCCUGAUGGAUUCAUCUCAAUCUACGACUCUAACAAUAGCCGAGUUUGAUGUUAUACAGAAUAUGAUUGAUGGAAAGUUUGACAAGAUGAAGAAAGAGCUAGAAAAGAAUUUGGCGGAACAGACAGCCAAGCUGCAGAGCUCAUGCAUUGACAAGCUCAAGACCUGUGAAGACAGCCGUGAUCAAGGUUUGGCCAGCCUGACCAAGCUUGUGAAUUCCAACGAGGCUGAGCUGAGAAAGGAGAUCCGGGCACUACGUCUGGAUAUGGCUGCCGCUGAUGGACCUAUACGAACUCAAAGACAGACCGAUCCAUCAAAAACAGAAGAGGAUCGUAGUGACCACAAAGAUCUGUGGCGUGAGAUUGACCGUAUUGCAGAGGCUCACCGUAUCCUAAAUGUCCGCAUUGACAACGAGCUGGCUCACCUGUCUGCUCCUCGGGAAGACAUCGACAUCAGCCUGAUGAUGGAAGAGCUGGAGGCUCGCAUUAAUAUCACGGAGCUAAAUGCAGAGACUCACUGCUUCUAUAUCGAAGAGAAGCUGACCCGUAAGAUUGCGGAGGAAGUGGCAGCACUCCGGAAGCUUCUGGAGGAGAAUCUGAACAGCAUGGCGGACCAGUUUACUAACAUGUUGGUGGAAAUGAGCAACAGCUCCUUCCCUGGGAUGUUUGGUGACUCCGUGGAUGCCCUCCAGAAAGAAGUCAACAACAAUAAGUUCCUCCUCCAAGGUUUGGAUGAUAAGGUCAAUGCUGUUGGAGAAUUGUGCUCAGCUGGAUGUCCAAGCUCAGGAGUUAGUGCAGCUGAGAACAUUUUGAAGGACCUGACUCGCUAUAGGAAUGAUUUGGACGCUCUUAACACAGACGUCAAUACUAACAAGGACAAGCUCAGGCAACUAGAAAAGUUCCAGAAGGAAUACAACCAGGAUAUGCAGAUGAUAAACUCGACAUGCUGCCAUGCAGGGCACAGUGGCACUGGCAGACCAGCACAGGACAGCUUAGUCUUUGCAGUACCCAGUAACCAGGCAAACGUCACCAGACGGCAGGUGGAGGAACUGAAAAACAGGCUUGAUGCGCUCAGUCGACAGGUGUCCUCUGAUCUGAGUCAAUGUAAACAGAACACCCAGGGUGUUUCUGAUGGCAUUUCUGCUGUGGAUGGACGUGUCACCAGACUUGAAACAGUGUGUGGAAGGUUAGAUGGAGUUUCUGCCAGUAUCAGAGAGCUGAAAGAUGGACUGGAGAGACAUGUUGGUGGUAUCCGGAACUGUGUGUCCAGGAUGAACGUCACCUGUGAGCAUCACGGUGCGGACAUCAUCGCACUGCAGAAUUCCUUGCAGAGGGUCCAGGCACAGCUGUCUGCGAUGGCCAAACAUGUUUUGAAAGAUGUCACCGCCAAAGAACCAGGAAUGACCUUAAGACCAGAGAGGCCCGCUUCUGGGCCAGACUCGACUCCAACCAGGACCAGAGUCCAACAAAUCCACAUCCCUUUCAUCAUCCCACCGCCGCCAUCCAGCCCAAGGCAGCCGUACAAUCCACUGCAGCCCAACGUGCACACCAUUCAGAUCAGCCCGCCAAGCCAGCCGUCCAGCCCCCGCCAACCAGUUCACCCCUCUGUCCCGCUGGUUCCCGUAAGGCCGGUGGUGGAGACGGGUGAGGCAGGACCUCCAGGGUACAGCCGCAGGGUCACUGUGCGGAGAGGAUCUGAGGACUCGUCCAACAUGCCUGUCAAAGGAUUUGCUGGAGCCCCAGGCUAUCCAGCUCUGCAGCCCGUGUCCUUCAAGCCUCAGUCAUUCAGCCGCCAAGUUCCCAUAGCAGCAAAGGUGCCUUGGAACCCGAUCUACCAAGCUCCAGUUGUAUCACCAGUUUCAGCUGACAGCAGCGCCUUUGCAGAUCCUUUCUCCUUCUCUGCUGGACUCACACAGCAGCCGCUCUCUGGAGACUUUGGCUUCAUCCGGUUCAAUAGAGUUCUAGUCAAUGAUGGUGCACACUACAACCCCCACACAGGGAUCUUCACAGUACCUCUGGAUGGCCGAUACCUGAUUUCAGGACUGCUCACUGCACAGCAGGGCGACCGUGUGGAGGCGGUGCUGUCCGUGUCCAACCGCAGCGUCCAGAGGCUGCAGAGCUCAGCGGGGCCUGUAGCCGGUCAACACGGGGGCCCAGCGGGUGCCGACUGUGGCUGCGGAGGCUCAGUGUCCUUCAGUCUCAUCCUGCCCCUGAGGAAAGGAGACCGCGUGGGCCUGGUGAGGACCGGAGGCCAGCUGGCCACCACCGGGGCCAGGGAGAUCCUCUCCACCUACAGCGCCAUCUUCCUGUAUGCGCCUCAGGACAAAAGAUAGCCGGAGCUCAGCUGGACAGAAACAACAAGGACUAGAGUUUGUUCCCAGAUAGUUGGACUGGAGGAAAUGUUGAAGAAGCCUUUCACUGAUUCCUUUACCCCUGUGUGAAGAUCCUCACUUAUAAAUUCAGUUAAAAAGUCAUUACAUUGCAAUUUGUAAGCCAAAUAUACCUGAAUACAAGAAGCAGGAUUUGUUUCUAUUUGAUUAUCAAGUUGCCUUUCUGUACCUAUUGUGAAUGUCUUGUGUAAAUAAGUGUUUAUAAAUUAACAUAAAAAUUCAUAAAAUGUUAUUAUUUUAACAAAACCAUCUCAGAGACUCGGUAUACAUUACGCUCAACAUAUCAGCAGAAUGUGAUAUUGUUGGUAAGGCAAUAAACC